GGGACAUAUCGUGCAUAGGUUACUAUAGAGUCUCUCUAACUUGUCAAACCCACGUCUCAGCCAGGCUGGCUGGUGAAGUCGUCUUGGCCGUGACUCAUGAGCGGAGCUUGCCCUCGGGUAUCCACUCCUCUCCUCCGCACAUCUGAGGGCUCCGUGUCUCGCAGCGGACCAUGUUCUGUUCUCUGUGAAUAAACUGGGACUUCGUCAAAAAUGCUGCGGGUCAUUGUUGAGUCCGCCAGUGGGAUCCCCCAAAAGAGACUUGGAAACCCAGAUCCAAUAGCUGCGGUCAUCUUCAGAGGUGAAAAGAAGAAAACCAAAGCGAUCGACAGUGACUUGAAUCCUGUUUGGAAUGAAGUGCUUGAAUUUGAUCUGAAAGGCUCCUCCCUGGAUGCAUCCUCAUUCAUCAACCUGGUGGUGAAAGACUAUGAAACAAUCGGCAAAGAUAAAUUCAUCGGCUCUGCAAAAAUCUCUCUGAGAGACUUGGCCAGUGGUCAGGUGAAAUCCCUCCCAUUCAAGAAUGUGCCCCUGAUCAGUGAGAAACAACAGGCUGUUGGGGCAACCAUUAAUUUGCUCAUUGGGUAUGAGCAGCCAGAUGCAGACCUGGCUCAUAAUGUUGAUGAUGAAGGCAGUGAUGAGGGUGAGGAAGGGGAGGCAGACGUGAACAGAGAAGGUCAGGGUGGAAGUCCAGGGGCUCCCACUUCGCCAAACCAGCCUGGUAGGCCCAACCACAAGCCAGUCCGUCUCCGCCUCAAGAGACACAGGGCCCUGGUUAACAAGCCUCAGGACUUCCAGAUUCGUGUCAGGGUUAUUGAGGGUCGACAGCUGCCUGGCAACAACAUCAAGCCAGUGGUUAAGGUGAAUGCAUGCGGGCAGACCCACAGGACUAGAAUAAGAAGAGGAAAUAACCCGUACUUCGAUGAGAUUUUUUUCUGCAAUGUCAACAUGCUCCCCUCAGAACUGUUUGACGAGAGCAUCCAUAUUCAGGUUUAUGACUCCUUCUCCCUCAGAGCCAAUAGCCUCAUGGGAGAGUUCAAGUUGGAUGUUGGCUACAUUUAUGAUGAGCCAGGUCAUGCUGUAAUGAGGAAAUGGCUUCUUCUGAGUGAUCCCGAUGACUCCAGCUCAGGGGCCAGAGGUUACGUGAAAGUCAGCAUGAUUGUUGUUGGCACCGGGGAUGAGCCACCGUCUGAGAGGAGAGAGAUAAGUGAGGAGCAGGACGACAUAGAGAGCAAUCUUUUGGUGCCAACUGGUGUAACAAUGCGUUGGGCUACCCUGAGCCUUAAAGUCUACCGUGCUGAGGACAUGCCACAGAUGGAUGACAGCUUCACUCAGGUGGUGAAACAAGCCUUAAGAGGGAAUGGAGACCGGAAAAACUUGGUGGACCCAUAUUUGGAAGUUAGCUUCGCUGGGAAGAAGUUUUGCACCAAAAUCAUUGAGAAAAAUGCUAAUCCAGAGUGGAAUCAAGUCAUCAAUCUGCAAGUCAAGUUCCCGUCCAUGUGUGAACGCAUCAAAUUGACUUUGUAUGACUGGGAUCGUCUAACCAGGAAUGAUGCCAUAGGAACAACAUUUUUUAAUCUGAGCAAAAUGUCUUCUCCUGGUGGAGAGAUUGAAGAGAGCACCGGAGAAUCCGAGGUGGGUUUUCUUCCAGCUUUUGGGCCUUGCUAUGUCAACCUGUAUGGUAGCCCGAGAGAAUUCACUGGCCUGCCCGACCCAUACGAGGAACUCAACUUGGGCAAGGGUGAGGGGGUUGCCUACAGGGGAAGGGUCCUUGUUGAACUUUCCACUGAGCUGGAUGGAAAGAUUGAACAAAAUGUUGACGACAUCUGCAAUGAUGACAUCCUGGUGGCACAGAAAUACCAGCGGAGGAGGAAGUACUCUCUGUGUGCUGUGUUCCACAGUGCAUGCAUGCUCAAAGAGCCGGGCGAACCGAUUCAGUUUGAGGUCAGCAUUGGUAACUAUGGUAACAAGCUGGACUCCACCUGCAAGCCCCUGGCGUCCACCACCCAGUACAGCUUUGCUGUGUUUGACGGUAAUCACUACUAUUACCUUCCCUGGGCUAACACCAAGCCUGUAGUCAUUCUCACUUCAUACUGGGAAGACAUCAGUCACCGUCUGGAUUCAGUCAAUGUUCUCCUCUCUGUUGCUGAGAGACUGGAGUCCCACCUCACUUCUUUAAAAACUGCCAUCUUAGCCAAGGUGUCUGAGGCACGCCUGGGAGAGAUUUGGGUCAAACUCAUCAACCACAUGAUUGACGAUCUUCACAGUUUAAUGCUUCCAGCGCUGGAGGGCCAGCCCAACGUGACUGCACUGGACCUCAAAAUGAAAAACGUGCGUGAUGCUGCCAUAGACAAUAUCAUACAAAUGGCCAGUCGCAUUAGAGAAGAGGCCACAGACGUGAAGGCUACUGUCAGUGACAUUGAAGACUGGUUGGACAAACUCAAGCAGCUGGCAGAAGAGACUCAGAACAGCAUGCCGGAUGUGAUAAUCUGGAUGUUGAGACAAGAGAAGCGGGUGGCUUAUGCCAGAGUCCCAGCCAACCAGAUCCUCUACUCCAAGUUUAGUGAACAAGCCUGUGGCAAACACUGCGGGAAAACCCAGACCAUCUUCAUGCAGUACCCCAUGGACAAAAACCAAGGUGUGAAGAUCCCUGUACAGCUGCGGGUCAACAUGUGGUUCGGUCUCUCUGCCCAUGAGAAGAAGCUGAACAGCUUUUCAGAGGGGAACUUCAGUGUGUAUGCUGAAAUGUAUGAGAACCAGGCUCAGGUGUGUGGGAAGUGGGGAACCACUGGACUGGUUGGUCGCCAAAAAUUCUCAGACGUGACUGGAAAGGUGAAACUCAAACAAGAGCGCUUCCUGCCACCACAUGGAUGGAAAUGGGAGGGAGACUGGUUUGUCGACCCUCAGCGAUGCCUGUUAACAGAAGCAGGUGCGGGCCACACAGAGUUCACAGAUGAAGUCUUUGAGAAUGAAACACGUUUUCCUGGUGGGGAGUGGAAGCCUGCUGCGGAGCCCUACACAGACGUGAAUGGAGAGAAGGCACAGAGCACAGCAGAGUACGAGUGUCCUCUUGGAUGGACCUGGGAGGAUGAGUGGAGCUUUGACAGCAACAAAGCUGUGGAUGAGAAGGGUUGGGAAUAUGGCAUUACCAUACCUCCUGACGAUAAGCCCAAAUCCUGGGGUGCCGCAGAGAAGAUGUACCAUGUCUAUCGCAGGAAGAGACUCAUAAGACCGAGGAAGAAGAUUUCUGACAAAGUUGCUGCUGCCGAACGACAAGAACCGGGAGAAGGUUGGGAAUACUCUUCCCUGAUCGGCUGGAAAUUCCACAGGAAGGAGCGCUCCUCCGACACGUUCCGCCGCCGCUGCUGGAGGAGAAAGAUGGUCCCAUCAGAUGGGGCCUCCGCCAUCUUUGGGCUUGAAGGGGCAUUGGGUGUUGAUGUUGACGAGAAGGCCAGCAAAAUGGAUGCAGCCAAACAAUUUGGUGCCAACACGCCCACCGUUUCCUGCCACUUUAGCCGGUCUUCCAUUUACCACCUGAGGGUGUACGUGUAUCAGGCAAGGAAUCUCUGUGCCAUGGACAAAGACAGCUUCUCUGAUCCCUACGCUCAUGUGUCAUUCCUACAUGUGAGUAAGACCACAGAAGUCAAAAGGUCCACGCUGAACCCCACAUGGGAUCAGACGCUCAUCUUUGAGGACAUUGAAAUUCACGGCGACCCACAGACAAUUGCACACAAUCCUCCGGAACUGGUCUUGGAGCUGUACGACAGUGAUAAAGUGGGUAAUGAUGAGCCCAUGGGUCGUUGUACAUGCCCCCCUGUGGUAAAACUGAACCCCAGCGUGGCUGUCACCCCAAAGCUACUGUGGUUCCCAGUCAUCAGAAAGGAUCACAGUGCUGGGGAGGUUCUCCUUGCUGCUGAGCUCCUCCUGAAGGACAAGGCUAAUGACGGCGAUAUGCCCUUGGUCCCUCCUCGGCGGGGGGAGAAGCUCUACAUGGUUCCCCACGGAAUCAGGCCCGUAGUGCACCUCACUGCGAUAGAGAUCUUGACUUGGGGUUUGAGGAACAUGAAGACCUACCAGUUGGCCACAGUUUCCUCUCCCAGUUUGAUUGUGGAAUGCGGUGGUGAGAUUGUUCAAACUGCUGCAAUCAAGAACUUCAAAAAGAAUCCAAACUUCCCCGGAUCUGUGCUGCUGCUCAAAGUGCUUCUUCCCAAAGAGGAGAUGUACACCCCUCCCAUUGUGCUGAAAGUAAUCGAUCACCGACCCUUUGGAAGGAAACCUGUAGUGGGUCAGUGCACCAUCAACUGCCUGGACGAGUUCCGCUGUGACCCAUAUCGCAUUAACACUGAAGUCUGCAUGUCCGAUAGAGUGGCAAUGAUUGCUGCUGCCCAGAGAAAUGUCUUAAUAGACAUUGAGGAGAGGCCCAUCAUGAUAACUGAGCUUAAAGCAGAAAAGGAGGAGGAGGCAGUGGACUGGUGGAGUAAGUUCUACGCCUCUAUUGGAGCGAAGGCAAAGUGCGGCCCCUACUUGCAAAAGGGCUAUGACACGUUACAGGUAUAUAAGUGUGAACUAGAGGAGGUUGCAGAGUUCCAGGGACUCACUGAUUUCUGCAGCACUUUCAAACUUCAGCGAGGAAAGACUGAAGAUGAUGAGGACGAUCCCUCGGUGGUGGGAGAGUUUAAGGGAUCAUUCAAGAUUUACCCCCUGCCCGAUGACCCAGGGGUGCCAAUGCCACAUCGCCAGUUCAGAGAGCUUCCUGAGAGCGAACCUCAGGAGUGCCUGGUCAGAAUAUAUGUUGUCCGCUGCAUUGACCUUCAGCCUAUGGAUACAAAUGGCCUAUGUGACCCAUACAUUAAGAUUACACUGGGGAGGAAAACAGUGGAUGACAGAGAUAACUACAAACCAAACACCCUUAAUCCAGAGUUUGGGAGGGCGUUUGAGUUGUCCUGCUUCCUGCCUCAAGACAAAGACCUGAAGAUCGCUGUGUAUGAUCUUGACUUGCUGAGCAGAGAUGAAAAAGUCGGCGAGACAGUCAUCGACUUGGAGAACAGACUCCUGUCCAGUUUCAGGUCCUGCUGUGGCCUGCCACAGACUUACUGUGUGUCAGGGAUCAAUCAGUGGAGAGACCAGCUGAAACCUUCUCAGAUCCUCCAGAACGUGGCCAAAGUGAGAGGUGUUCCUCCGCCACGCAUAGAAGAAGAUGGCAGCUCAAUCUCUUUCUCAGGAAAACAAUAUAGCCUGCAAGAUUUUGAAGCGAGAGCUGUGAUCCACCCGCACUUGGGCUCAGCCAGAGAGAGGAUGGCUCUGCAUGUCCUCAGAGAACAGGGCUUGGUACCAGAGCACGUGGAGACGAGAACCCUGUUUAGCUCCCACCAACCCAACCUGUGCCAGGGACAAAUUCAAAUGUGGGUUGACGUUUUCCCCAAGAGCCUCGGUUUGCCAGGGCCUCCAUGUGAAAUCACUCCACGCAAAGCCAAGAAGUACUUCUUGCGGGCCAUCAUUUGGAAAACAACCGAAGUCACUCUGGAUGAGACAAGCAUCACCGGUGAAGACAUGAGUGACAUCUACGUCAAAGGAUGGAUGCCAGGAAUGGAGGACGACAAGCAGAAGACAGAUGUUCACUACAGAUCCUUGGAUGGUGAUGGAAAUUUCAACUGGAGGUUCAUCUUUGGGUUUGACUAUCUGUCUGCAGAACAGCUGUGUGUCAUCUCGAGGAAACAACACUUAUGGAAUCUGGACAAAACUGAAUUUAGGAUUCCUCCUAAACUGAUCAUCCAGAUAUGGGACAAUGACAAAUUCUCCCUGGAUGACUACUUAGGUUCAAUUGAGCUGGACCUACUCAAUCUUAUCCCCCCUGCAAAGAGUCCAGAGAAGUGCAGCCUGAAGAUGUUGCCGGGGAUGGCAGUCUCAAGCUCCUCCAAAAAACAACAGCCAAACUCAAUCUUCUCCCAGAAGUCUGUACGAGGCUGGUGGCCAUGCAUGAUGGAGCAGGAUGGGAAACAAGUGCUAACUGGGAAAGUAGAGAUGACCUUGGAAAUAAUGGAGGAGAAGGAGGUGGAGGAGAGACCUGCUGGGAAAGGCAGAGAUGAGCCCAACAUGAAUCCCAAACUGGACCAGCCAAACCGACCUGACACGUCAUUCUUCUGGUUUACAAACCCUUGCAAAACCAUGAAGUUCAUAGUUUGGCGCAGAUUCAAAUGGAUUUUCAUCGCAUCGAUUCUUCUUUUGGUGGUGAUCUUGUUCCUCGGGAUCCUGCUCUACUCCCUGCCUAAUUAUAUCUCAAUGAAGAUUGUGAAGCCUUUCUCCUGAGGAGCAUUUUAGAGAAGCUGCUUGCCCUCCUGCAGCAGAAUCUGCAGUACUGUCCCUCAGAAAUAUGCAAGGACUUUCUUUGCUGAUGCCAUAGUCGACUGAUAUUCAUCAUUUUCUUCUCACAUAAUCAGAAAUUACUAUUUUUUGUACUCCGUAUUACUUGUAAUGUAUCGCUUGUACAGCAAAAAAAAAAGACUAAAAUUAAGAAUGUCAAGAAUCAGAUAUUAGUUUUAUAUAAAGAAAUUGUUCACAUUUUGUUAUUAAGUGUUUGGUAAGAGAUCUAAAGAAGUAUGAGAAGAAAAAGAUAAUCUUAUCACCAACAUUUAAUUAGCAAUAUCAACACAAAAAAAGUACUUUGGCUGUAUGAAUAUGUUACAUUACGUGUCAAAAUUGUGAUGAAUUAGACCUACACUUGUAUCAUUUGUUUUUUUUAUUCACUUUAUACAAAAAAAAUCCGACACUGCAUAACAUGUGAUUAGUUCAUUGAGAGUGACACUGAGUGACAAAGCUACCAGAAAUUAAGAUACAGUUUGUUGUCAAGCUUGGAUUAGCAACCAGGCAGAACAGGCAACCACCUAGGGGCCCCAAUAACCCCAAAAUUUACUCCACAUCAUUUGCAUCAACCAAAUGUAACUGAAUAUGUUUAAGGCAUUUAUUAUUUCAGUUUAAAAUGAGCUCAUUUGUUGUGUAUAAUUGCUUAAAUUUUUUCCUGUCCCAUUCAAUAAACACAAAACAACCUCA
Scophthalmus maximus (turbot) is the source of this 7041-nucleotide messenger RNA. RefSeq names its product myoferlin like (gene myofl). Gene Ontology annotation, cellular component: membrane. The transcript is spliced from 53 exons. The coding region runs from base 211 to 6300 and encodes 2029 amino acids. The record is from RefSeq and is a predicted model, not a curated record. NCBI's taxonomy places the organism in Eukaryota, Metazoa, Chordata, Actinopteri, Pleuronectiformes, Scophthalmidae. Gene Ontology annotation, biological process: membrane fusion; plasma membrane organization.